Molecule: messenger RNA, 2560 nt
Organism: Zonotrichia leucophrys gambelii
Lineage: Eukaryota; Metazoa; Chordata; Aves; Passeriformes; Passerellidae
Gene: BACE2
Product: beta-secretase 2
Exons: 9
Coding region: 106-1662 (518 amino acids)
Biological process (GO): amyloid-beta metabolic process; membrane protein ectodomain proteolysis
Cellular component (GO): endosome; trans-Golgi network; plasma membrane
Molecular function (GO): aspartic-type endopeptidase activity
Source: RefSeq, a predicted model, not a curated record
UCCUCCUCCUCCUCCUCCUCCCCCCUCGGCUGCUCCAGUCUGGCAGCCAGGCUGCCUCCGGCCGGAGCCGCCGCACUUGGGAAGCGACUCCUCCCGGCUCCCGGGAUGGGGACGCCGCUGGCGGCUCCCGGAUUGCUGCUGCUGCUGGCCGGCUCCGCGGGGCUCUGCCGGGCUCUGUUCUCCCUCCCGCUCCGCGUGUCCCACCCCGCCGCCCCCGCCGGCUCCCCGCCCGCCCCGGUGGUGCUGCGGCCGGCCAGCGGCAGCCGGCAGCAGGAUGCGCCGGGGGCUGCGGACGGCUUGGCCUUGGCCUCGGACCCCGGCGGCACCCUCAACUUUUUGGCCAUGGUGGAGAACCUCCAGGGAGACUCAGGCCGCGGGUACUACCUGGAGAUGCUGAUCGGGACCCCGCCGCAGGCGUUAAAUAUUCUGGUUGACACUGGGAGCAGCAAUUUUGCAGUAGCAGGUGUGCCUGAUCCUGAUGUCACAUCCUACUUCGAUCCUGAGCUGUCAAGCACAUACAGAUCUCAAGGGGUGGAGGUGACAGUGAAGUACAGCCAAGGCAGCUGGACUGGAGUGCUGGGCACAGAUGUCAUCACCAUGCCCAAAGGACUCUAUGGCAGCUACACCAUCAACAUUGCCACCAUCCUGGAGUCAGAGAACUUCUUCCUGCCAGGGGUUAAGUGGCACGGGAUCCUGGGCCUUGCCUACGAUGCCUUAGCCAAGCCUUCCAGUUCUGUGGAGACAUUCUUUGAUUCCCUCGUGAGGCAGGCAAAGAUCCCCAACAUUUUCUCCCUGCAGAUGUGUGGUGCUGGACUCCCUGUUUCUGGAAGUGGUACCAACGGAGGUAGUCUUGUGCUGGGUGGAAUUGAGCCCAGCCUGUACACGGGGGACAUCUGGUACACACCCAUCAAGGAGGAGUGGUACUACCAGGUGGAAAUCCUCAAGCUGGAGGUGGGGGGACAGAACCUCCAGCUGGACUGCAGAGAGUACAAUGCUGAUAAAGCCAUAGUAGACAGUGGAACCACUCUGCUUCGACUGCCAGAGAAAGUCUUCAGUGCUGUGGUGCAGGCAAUAGCUCGCACAUCCCUGAUACAAGAAUUCUCCUCAGAAUUCUGGACUGGCACACAGCUUGCAUGCUGGGAUAGAAGUGAAAAACCCUGGUCCUUAUUUCCCAAACUCUCCAUUUACCUGAGGGAUGAAAACUCCAGUAGGUCGUUUCGGAUCUCUAUCCUACCACAGCUUUACAUUCAACCCAUCCUUGUGAUAGGGGAUAAUUUGCAGUGCUACAGAUUCGGCAUCUCCUCCUCCACAAAUGCUCUGGUCAUUGGUGCUACAGUCAUGGAAGGAUUUUAUGUCAUCUUUGACAGAGCCCAGAGGAGAGUGGGCUUUGCAGUGAGUCCCUGUGCAGAAGUUGACGGCGCGCCCGUCUCCGAGAUCGAGGGCCCUUUCACCACAGCAGACGUGGCCAGCAACUGCGUCUCCAGCGUCUCCUUCCACGAGCCCGUGCUCUGGAUCGCCUCCUACGCCCUGAUGAGCCUGUGUGGGGCCAUCCUGCUGGUGCUGAUCGUGCUGCUGCUCAUCCCACCCCGCUGCCAGCACCGCUACACCGACAACGACGUGGUCAACGACGAGUCCUCCCUCGUGCGCCACCGCUGGAAGUGAGGGGCUGGAUCCCAAAAACAGACUCAAAAACGGGACCAAGGACAAAGAGCUCUGCCAAGGGGGAGAAGCCAAUGCCUCCUCAGUCCCUCCUACGUUCCUAGAAAACGCUGUUGAGAUUCCCACCAAAUCCCCUGCAUCGUGACUUUUAUAGCUUUAUUUUCUAACACCGGUUCUGAACCAAAGCACUGUUAACCACCUCUGAAGUGCUACGGUACUGGAUUUGCUACUGCAGUACAAGGAGCCUUUAUGCUCUCUACAGUACCUUCUUUAAAAAAAAAAAAAGGAAAAAAGUUAAAAAAAAAAAGAUAAAAAGCCACACCAUGAUGUUCUUCCACUGUCUGAACAAAAUUGUCCAUCUCUCUUACACAAAAAAAAAGGAGCUGUCAGUAUUUUCUAACUAAUCGAGCCCUGACUGUAGAAAAAGAGAAAAAAAUAAUAAUCUUUCUAAUUAAUUGCAUUAAAUGAAUACUGCUUUCUGUUUACAUCAGUUCAUUUUGAAACUGUGCUUAUGGUUUGGGGGAGGGAGAAAGGUCUGACUUAAGCAGCAGAGAAAAAGCAAGGGAGAUCAAGAAGAAAUAUUGUCUGUGGUUUCUUUCCCUCAAGAUCACUGCUGCCACUUGAGAGGGUCGCCCUCCCUGAGAGCUGUAACAAAAUAUAGUCCAAGGUGGUGAAAACUGGGAAACAAACUUGUUCAGCCUUAGAGUAAAACAAGACUACCUCUCUUAAUUUACAAGGAUGCUACCACUGGUGAGUGUGUGGAUUAGAACUGGUCUUGAAGCACAAAAGAUGCUCCAUACAACCAAAUGGAACUACUUGGCUUUGAAUUUUUGGGAUUUUAUAAAAAUCAAUACUUCAUGACUUUCCACUUUGGUGCACCAAAAAAAAAAAAAAAAAGAAA